This is a messenger RNA of Cannabis sativa, 688 nucleotides long. RefSeq lists its product as uncharacterized. The transcript is spliced from 4 exons. The coding region runs from base 74 to 466 and encodes 130 amino acids. NCBI's taxonomy places the organism in Eukaryota, Viridiplantae, Streptophyta, Magnoliopsida, Rosales, Cannabaceae. The record is from RefSeq and is a predicted model, not a curated record.
UAUCUCAUUGUACACUUUCAAAAAAAAGAAAAAAACUCAAAACGAAGAAGAGGCUGAAAAACCAGAAGAAAAAAUGUUUCGGAGGCUUUACACCACCGUCGAUGCUCCUCGCCUGACCAAAUUCUAUCUUCACGCUCCAAAAUGUGUAGAAGUGGAAUUUUCCAAUGGCAGUGCAUUUAACUUGUCAGCUGAGUUUUUAAGAAUAUAUAGUCCAGCUGCUGAUGGAAGGGUUAGGUCAAUUGGGGGUGAGAAGGUGAUUUCGGGUCGAAGUCAAGUGGGAAUCAUGUCUGCAGAACCUGUGGGAAACUAUGGGGUAAGGAUAAUCUUUGAUGACUUGCAUAAAACUGGAAUUUAUUCAUGGGAUUACUUUCAUCAUUUGGGAACCAACAAGUUUAACCUCAUGAGGAAUUACAUCAAAUUGCUUAAAAAGCACAGACUUAGCCGCGAUCCACCUAAAAGAAAAUGAUUGAGAUGAAAUUUCCUCCAAUCUUCUAAAGCUUUAACUGUUGUUGUAGCUUUGUUCAUUUUGGCUAUUUUUUGUUUUGUUUGUUUGUUCAAUUAAUAGAGUUUGAGAGAGAUGGUAUAGUGUUUUGCAAGUGAUCAUAUGAAUAUUAAUGCUAAUACCGAAUAAUAACACAAAAAUGUAUAGUAAAUUCUCAAUUCUAAUAGUAAUAGAAUUCAAAGAAAA